AUGUCGCCCGCCUCUGCAUCGCCGAGCUCGUCCUCCUCCGCUCGCGCUGCCUGCGCACGCCGCCCUGCUUCUCCUCACCCUCCUCCGCCCGCUCCUGCCGCCUCCUCCGCCCGCCCCUGUCGCCUCCUUCGCGCCGCCCACCCCCGUGACUUCACGCCACCCUCCCACCUCCGCCUCCGUCCGCGUUGCCCGCCUCCGCACCACACUCCUCCAAACCGCGCUCCUCCGCCCGCCUCGCCCUUCUCCGCGCUGGCCUCCACCCUCCUCGCCCGUCCUGCUCCUCCUCGCCCUGCUCCGCCUACGCUUCUCACCCCUUUCGCACCACCCACCUGCUUCCUGCCGCCCGCCCCCGCGUUGCCCGCCUCCUCCGCAUUGCCCGCCUCGCCGUUGCCCUUCUCCACGCAUGUUGCCCGCGUCCGCCUCGCCCGCGUCCGCAUCGUCUUCCCCCACGUCCGCCUCGCCUGCGUCCGCAUCGUUUUCCCCCGCGUCCGCCUCGCCUGCGUCCGCGUUCAAGCCCUCCUCCGCGUCGUUCAGCUCCUCCCGCCUCGCCUCCUCCACCUCGCACACCACUUCCUCUGCCUCGUCCCGGCCCUGCGCCUCCUCCCUCGAGCCCUCCUCCAUCUCUGCCUCGCCCGCAUCCGCGUCGCCUACCUCCGCCCGCACGCUGCCCUCCUCCGCCUCGCCCGCCUCGGCGCCGCCCUCUGCCUCCCUCCAUCUGUCCCGUAG
Messenger RNA from Epithele typhae, 726 nucleotides. RefSeq lists its product as uncharacterized. The record is from RefSeq and is a predicted model, not a curated record. The coding region runs from base 1 to 726 and encodes 241 amino acids. The transcript has a single exon. Lineage: Eukaryota; Fungi; Basidiomycota; Agaricomycetes; Polyporales; Epitheliaceae.